CGAAACGGCAGAUGACGACGCAAAUAAGAUAUCGGGCGAUACAACCACCGUACUGAAGGUUGACGCGCAGCGCGUGUUGACGAACGAGCCGACUCUAAAAUGCGGGCGUUGCGGAAGUAAGAAGCACAACAGCCACGCAUGCCGCUGGGCCAAGAGCAGGUGCUAUCACUGUGGUAGGCCGGGUCAUCUUGCGAAAAUAUGCUCGAGCGACGCUCCGAGGAAACGCGAAACGGCGUCGACACAAGGCAUGCGGGGACGAGCACUGGCGAUGGCGGAAGACUGUGCGGAGGGGAACGUAGACGAAGCGAUGCACCUCUGGACUUUGACUUCUUCUCGAAAGUGGCAAUUAGAGCCCCCAAUUCACAGGACAUUCACGUGGUGCGGUGUCGACAUGCCAAUGCUGAUAGACACGGGGUCGCCCGUCUGUGUUGUGCCCCGCGAAAUUUAUGAAAAGAACUGGGAGAGAUGGCCGCCAUUGCAACCUUCAGGUGUCAAGCUGUCCUGUUAUCUUGGCAAGCUCCCCGUCCUAGGACAAUUGGACAUGAAGGUAGCCUACAAGGGUGCCGUAGUAGAGUGCCCCCUAAUUGUAUUGAAUUGCCCCGGUCCUAGUCUAUGCGGGCGGGAUCUACUGUUUCAGCUGAGCAACGCAGGGUCACCUAUUCUUCACAUGACUGCGGAAGCCGGAUCGCCAACGAGUCUCCCGGCCGCGGACGACAUCGCCAACGAGUUUCAAGACGUCUUCAGUGCGGAACUCGGCUGCAUCAGCGGUCCCCCUGUACACCUUCAACUCAAGGAGGGAGCUACACCAAAGUUCUAUCAUCAGCCGCUCCUGGGCCUGCUGAAAGCGGACAAGCCUACGCCGGCGUUGGCCGCAGCCCGAAUACAGCGCUGGGCUCUCUACCUCGGUGGAUUUCGCUACAAACUUCAGUAUUCGCCCGGGUCAACCCAGGAGACGGAAGAGUGGACACUGCCGCCCGACACAGCCGUGUACGCCCGUAACUACGGCCAGGGGGAGAAAUGGACACCAGGGAAAGUGCAGUCCACUACAUUGUCACGCAUGGUCACCAUACAAACGCCUACUGGGGUGGUUCGACGUCACAUAGACCAAGUGCGUUCCAGGCCGAGCCCGGCAUCCGCUCGGAGCGGCGUUCGAGACCAAGACGAGGGGAGCCCUUCGGCUGCAGCUGCGCCCGCACCGACCGACAACGAAGGCGAUUUGAACGAGCAGCCUACAGACCAGGUGGCGCCGGCACAAGCGUCACCGCCUAUCCAGAAGGCGCAGAAACCCCCUCAAGCUUUGCGACGAUCUACUCGGGAAAGGAAGCCUGUACAGCGUCUUCAAUACUAAGGGAGGAGAAAUGUUGUAAAUCAUCUUGAUAUGCUAUCUCCCGCCGCCUGAGCCAG
Molecule: messenger RNA, 1404 nt
Organism: Ixodes scapularis (black-legged tick)
Lineage: Eukaryota; Metazoa; Arthropoda; Arachnida; Ixodida; Ixodidae
Exons: 3
Coding region: 248-1348 (366 amino acids)
Biological process (GO): proteolysis
Molecular function (GO): aspartic-type endopeptidase activity
Source: RefSeq, a predicted model, not a curated record